Molecule: messenger RNA, 5774 nt
Organism: Brassica rapa (field mustard)
Lineage: Eukaryota; Viridiplantae; Streptophyta; Magnoliopsida; Brassicales; Brassicaceae
Source: RefSeq, a predicted model, not a curated record
AUUGUGAUCUUGUAUGCAAUUGUGGUGCGGUUUGUUUAUAUAUAAAGAACAUAUGAAUUGUACACAUGUACACUUUGAAGUUGAUGUACAUAUGUACACCAUGAAAUAGAUGUACAUAUACAAUAUGAGCAUUUAAAUAUUAUUGUAUCUUAAUUAGUUAAUUUAGAUUAUUUAAGUAGCAUUUAGUUGUUAAUAUUGUAGUUGCAUACAUAAUUGCAUAAGACAGUUUGUGGAAUGCAUAUAUGUGUAAAUUUGUAUAUGUUUAUAUGUGUAUAUGUGUACAUGUGUAUGUAUCCAUCUUCACUUGUGUACAUUGUAUAUCAUUAAAGCAAUGUACCGUACAAUCAUGCCUCUUCACUAAAAUCGCAAAUCAAAUUGUCUGGUUAAAAACCCAAAAUCACCUUUUGAAUGAUACUUUAAAGCUACUCAGUGUGUCAAAUAUCUUCAAUGUGUACACAUAUAUUCUACUGUCCACGUGUACCAUAUUCUCCGAAAUGAUACAUGUACACCGAUUCAUUUGUACAUUUAUCAAAUUAUAAUAUUUAAUACUUUUAUGUACAUAUAUGUAUAGAAAUAUGUUAUAUUACAUUUUAAAUUUAUAUCUACAUAUUGUAGGGAUUGGAUUGAGCAAUUAAAAGUUUUUGGACAAUUGAAAAGGAUGUAUCAAAUUUGAUAGUUUGGGUCAAACUGAUAAUAACAUAAAAAAUAAAGGACCAAAUGUAAAAAUAUGAGAAAAAACUCCAUUGUUGCCCGAGCUUCACCGUACAACACAGUAGUGGAUUCUGACCACGAGGCGGAUGAGUUGCAGAGCACGACGUGGAGGAAGCUUGGUCAUGUUGAUUCAUGGCGAAGGAAAAGAUAACCCGCAAUUGAACUGGGCUGAGGUUUAUCGGAGUUACAGAUGAGGACCAGGAAGCACAGUGAAGAUGAGCUGUGAAAACAGAAAAGAUGAGAUUGUGUUUUUAUUUUGUGAACUAAAACAAAAAAGAAAACAAGAUCUAAGAAAAAAGAAAAGCGAAAGAAGAUAAUAAAUUAGUGGAUCUUACAGAUUAUGCUUUAGUUAUACUUUAGUUAGUAAUGAAUGGAAUAUGUUAAAAAAAUUAAGAAAAAGUGUCAUAGGAGUAGAAACUGUCUUAUUGUGUUAUAAAAAACUUAAAACUGUUUUUGAGUGUUAAUAACUCUGUUUAGAAAUCUACUGAAAGAUCAAUGAUUCAUAUAAUUUUUUACUGAAUAUAUAUACACAAGCAGAUGCAUACAUACACAUUAAUUAUUAAAAAUCCAAUGUAACCGUAAGACUACUAUUAAUUACUAUAUUUGCCCAAUUAUAUUCAUCGCUCUAGAGUGUAAUAUAAUAUUAAUUGUUGAAACUUGAAAGUGUUGAGAGCCGGCCAACGAAUGCAACAUAGGAGUAGUCAUAUAAAGCAGUUAACUUAGGUGCUCUCAAUACACACAACACGAAAACCAUUUUAUCAACCCCAAGAACACUUUUCUUGUUAAGCUAUAAGUUUUUUUUUCUUUUUUCUUUGGUGACUAUGGAGAUUGAAUCUGUGAGAUGUGAGUGUUGUGGAUUGAUGGAAGAGUGUACACAAGAUUACAUUAGUGAAGUCAAAUCCAACUUCGACAACAAAUGGCUCUGUGGUCUUUGCUCAGAAGCCGUGAGAGACGAAGUCAGUCGCCGGAAGAUGACUACUGUUGAUGAAGCUGUUAGGGCCCAUGUGUCGUUUUGUGGGAAGUUUAAAGAUAAUCCGGCUGUUCUUGUGGCCGACGGUAUGAGGCAGAUGCUAAGGAGGAGAUCCGGCGACCUGACUUCCUCUGCUUCCAAGAAAUUUGGCAGAUCUAACUCCACCAAGUUGUACUAAAUAAUGAUCUUUUUCUUGUUUUGUUAAUUAAUUAAUGUAUAAUAAUAAUAAUAAAAAAUUAUGUAUAAUAUUUUAUGUAUUUUUUUGUUUAACUGUCAUAAAUGAUGGUCGGUGAUGCUAUAACUGAUCAGUUGAUUAUAUUCAGAUUUGUCAAUUUAGUUUAUCUAGUUUUGAUCUCUAUUGACAUUGGUUCUUCUCUUAAGCUAAUAACAAUUUGGCUAAAAAAGUUCCAGGAUGUAACCACAAUGCCUAAUUUUCAGUUCAUUGAAAUGAGAUCAACAUUUUCAAGAAGAUACAAAAGUUAUAUUUCGGCUACUAAUAAGUUAUGAGUGUAGGUUCAUAAUUACCCCAGGUCGGAAAACAAAAACAAACAUGUCAAGUUAGUUCUUUUGACUUUGCCAGUAAUCGAACUCGUGACUUCGAAUACCCAUAACCUUAGUGUUCUAUCUUUCUUAGUCAGAUAUUACACUCAUUAGUAGGCUCUUGGAGCCGUCUCUUGCUCCACACAAGUUAUCACAUUCUUAAUCUGAAAACAAAGAUAUAUUUAGUGCUUCUUGGAGAUGCUCACACUCACGCACACACAAAGGCUUUCUCUUCAAUUUGGUCAUAUGUAGCCCAUUUAUGUACAGGGUCAUAUCGAUAGUAAUAGUAAUUAGAUUAAAAAGAACUUUAGAUGGAACUGAAGUGUUAAUUCUGCUUCCACAAUGAUCGAGAUUUUCAACUUCUGGAUCAUUGUAUUUCACAUGAUAACAUCUCUUUUCUGCUACAGAAUCUCAAUGGAACUCAAACCAUCAGGAGUACGAAUAUAAUCUUGACGGGUUAGCCCUACUUUAAGUUGAGCUGAUAAUGGGCUUUGGCUUCAACUGAACCAAUGUAUGUUAUAUAUAUAAUCACAAAAAAAACCCAAGAAACUCGUCUAAAUGGACUUCAAACAUUGGAAGAUACUUUUUUGGAAAUACUUCUGAGCACUUCCAAUAGAGGUUAUGCCUAUUAGAAUUCUAAACAUAUACUUUAUAUGUGUAUAUAUUGUAGAUCCCAAAAUCUACACUAAGUAUUUUGUAGUGAUUGAAUAUUAAAUCUAGGAAAAAAAAAGUUGUGGACAACAAUAUCCUUAGAACACAACGAUAUAAUCAGAUUCCGGUUGAUGAACAUGAACUUUAUUGAAUAAACGAGGUUGAAUACGAUAAGGAAUGAGAUCGGAUACAAUAAAGAGAGAUCGAUAAACGAAGUGUUAAUGCGAUCUAAAACGAGGUCGAUGUGUGUAGUAGGCUCUCUCUAGAUUUUUUACGUGUCCUUUUCUCUUGGUCUUGUCUUCCUCUUAUAGUCAAUUCACUCGGAUUCUUCUCAACCUCUUCCGUGAUCUCGGGACUUCGGUGUCGCUCCAUUUGAACUCGUUGACAUGGGUUGUGCCUUUUCUUUGUUCAAAGUCGUAUGGCCCAACGCGAAACCUGACCGAAAUUGAGUCCAACAUUUGUCCCCCAGUCUCUUUCCCUUGGCGAAUAGGGAAGAGGUGAUUCAAUAACUCUUAAUUUCGUCGUAGAACUCGGUUCAAGUUAGAUUUGAUUUUUGAACUUUUUCCUAACCGUUGCUUCGCGCGCUUUUACUCUUCUAGAUGCAACGACUAUAUGUGACGUCCUAGGGCGAACCCUAGCCUUUCAUUACUUCUCUUGAUAGUAGCGAUAAAGUCGUUAGGUUGGCUUUAAAUAUGCAAGGGGAUAUUCCUUAUUUCAAUUUCCAUCGUCUUCCAUCGUCUUCCUCUGCAAUUCACGAUUCUUAGAUCACCAAAUCUUUACGGAGAUGACUACAUCAUUAUCUUUCCCUCUCGCGACAACUACGGCCGUCAUCUUGAGAACUUGUACAAGAUGCACAGUGUAGAUCGCGAUGUCGUUCUCGACUUGUCUUCCAUGCUCGAGACCCCUGAAGCCGUUUGGGACGGGUACUGUGGGGGCGUACCUCUCUUUCUUUGAGACUUGCGGUCUCUUUUUCCCGAUUCCAGAACCUAUCCUUGAUAUAUUGGCGGAGCUCGACUUAUCAUUCACCUAGAUGUGCCCUAAUUUUCUGAGGCAUCUCCUAGCGCUUCUGGUCAGGACUCGUGAGGAGGGUUUGCGAUUUGGUCUCAAAGAGCUUCGCGAAGUAUGUUUAAUGAAGCAAAACAACCAGAAUCCUGGGACUUUUAUCAUGUCUCCCCGCCCAGGUCUUCAGAUCAUAGAAGGAGUUCCGUAUCAUGAAGAGAAGUGGCGAGAACAGUUCUUUGUCUUCAAGGUCGAUCAAGCGUCCAUGGGGAGUUUUGACUUCUCGAAACUUCCUCGUAAUUGUUCCGAAGACAUAGGUAGGCUUUUUCCCCUAGUGCUUUUUUUGACAACUUUUAAGUAAUGAUAUUGGCUUUCUUUUGCUCUAGUUCACUUUGGUAGAUCUCUAAUGUCUGAUGAGCUUUAGGGCCUGAUUGAAGUCCUUCGGCGGGGUCAUCCCCAUUGGUCGUCUUUUGAUCAAUCUCGGAUUCGAGCUGCCUUCUUACUCCCAAGCGGAGAGGGUAGGCCUCUAGUGAUCAAAGAUACCACCGAGAAUGAGGUGGGUCGUUUGCUAGAUCAGGAGGAAGUUGCGACUCCUUCUACAAAUUCGUUGUCAUCAAGUAUGUUGGACAGAAAACUUUCGAGGAGGUCGUCGUUUUGGACCUCUCGAUCGACACCAGAAAAUAAAUCUGUCGGGGAGUCGCCUUUGAUCCCGAUUUUUGACUCCAAAGAAGAUGACGAAGCCGGGGCACAAAAGUCUCCUAUCUCUCUACGUCUUGGCUCUCAGAAUCUUCUCGCCGCUUGUGGGCGCAAGUGACUUCGAUCAUCCAAGGCCGUUAAGUCUGGUCUAUCUCGACCCGGGCAUGGAAAUAGAGGGUUGAAAAAACGUUUGUUCAUGUGGGCGAUGAUCCCCUAUCUGGGACCCGGGAGGAUCUCGUUUGCCUCGCACAUUGUGCUAGGUCCAGUGGUUGCCGCCUUCCAUCUCUUGCUUCCUCGGACGAGAAAGAGGCUUACGCUAAGGUAGCUGUUGCAAACUCCAAGGUUCAUCUAUGUCAAAAUUCUUUACGUAUUUCAUCAGAAAAAGGGUAGUACUUUUAUUUCAAGGCUUUUCUUCCCUCCCCCCCCCCUUUUUGGUUUUUUUAGGUUAUGGAGGUUUUUAACGAGUUUACCAUCGCGAUGAAAGAUUGCAUGCACGCUCUUCGAGGUGAGAAGGGGGUGGAGGAGGAAAAGGUGGAGGUUUGAAGGCUCACAUAAGAGCUUCGAAUCACUAAAGAGAAAGCCAUGAGGAUGACUGGGAGACAUUGGUUCUAAAGGAUGAAUGGAAAAGAGCUUGCCAAGAGAGGAUUAUUUUUGAGUACGAGGUCACUACUCAAAAGACUAAGAUCGCGGAUCUUGAGGCCGAUCGAGACCGAGACAUCCGUCGAAGCUCCUGCAUCGUGCGUCGUGAGGUCGUUGAUAGCUAUUGGGAGAUUCCGAUCUAUUUGGAGAAAAGAUGGGCCAAUAAGAGGAAGGAAGUAGCCGCCAAGAUCCAGCUUCACGAAGUGAUUGCAAAUAUCGAUCUGUUGAACGAGAUUAAGGACGGGGGGGUUGGUCGUGGAAGAUGAGCUCGCUUGACUGAAAGAAAUGGAAAAAGACUGCAAAGACAUUGUCAAUUUUGCUGCUGUCCCAGACUGGUCUAUUUCAAGUCUCCAUCUUCCCCAAAUCUCCGAACUCAACGGCCGAUAAUCGAAUUGGGGAGUUGUCGGUUGGCGAUGAGGCUGGCUCUUGUUGAAGAUUUUUUUUGUUUUCUUUCUUUUAAUCUUUAUUCCGAACUUAUGUGUUGCUUUUGCGAUCUUGCGGAUCCUUCGUAAUCUUGAUCUCUGUUGUUUUCAAAUAUUUUGAACGGAUAAGUGUGAGUUCCGCAAUA